Messenger RNA from Postia placenta MAD-698-R-SB12, 561 nucleotides. RefSeq lists its product as hypothetical. Bases 1 to 561 code for a protein of 186 amino acids. Gene Ontology annotation, biological process: double-strand break repair via homologous recombination. Lineage: Eukaryota; Fungi; Basidiomycota; Agaricomycetes; Polyporales; Adustoporiaceae. Gene Ontology annotation, cellular component: cytoplasm; chromosome; nucleus. The record is from RefSeq and is a predicted model, not a curated record. The transcript has 2 exons. Gene Ontology annotation, molecular function: four-way junction helicase activity; ATP binding; 3'-5' DNA helicase activity.
AUGUCUCUAAACAAGCCCUCCUUGCCGACUAUUGAUGCUAUCCGGAAGAAGACGUUUGCAAAGCUGGGCCGCGACCCUUGCGAAUGGCAGGCGAAGGUGGCGCGCGAGAUCCUAAGGGCAGAAAAGGAUGUUAUAUGUGUUGCACCAACGGGUGCGGGAAAAACACUCACGUUCUGGAUGCCGUUAUUGUUCCGAGAGGAUGGAAUACAGAUCGUAGUGACGCCACUUAAUAUCCUCGGAACGCAGAGUGUAGCCGAGCUGGAGUUGGAUAUCGAAGACGGGAAGUAUCGCGCUAUAGUUAUCAAUCCCGAAUUGUUGAUGAAGGAGGGCGGGGGCUUUGAACGUCUAUGGAAGAACCAAGACUUUGCAUCUCGGAUCAUCAGUAUUAUCUGGGAUGAAGCGCACUGUGUCAGUCUCUGGAGUGCGUUUCGUACGGAGUACAGGGAUGCCUACCGCCUGCGUUAUCUUUUGCCUCAUGUGCGCUUUGUGUUAGCAUCAGCCACGCUGCCCGAGGAGAUUCAAAUCGAGGUUAUGCGAAUCUUAAUUAUGUCAUGUAGGUAG